GACGUCAGCAAGGAGAGAGAGAGAGAGAGAGAGAGAGAGAGUGAGGGAGGGAGAGCGAGAGAGAGCUAGAGGGAGGGAGGGAAAGAAGGGAGGGGGAGGAGGAGGAGGAGAGAGAAGGAGGGAGGCAGGCAGCGAGCGAGUGAGGGGAUCAGUAGCAGAGGAGCAGAAGGCUGAGACAGGAAGACAGACAGACGCAGCCCACCUUCCUCACCGGAGCAAAGGAGAGACUGGCUUUCAUUGUCGGGAGAGCCCCAAUGCCUGGUCCUACCCAAACCUUGUCCCCCAAUGGAGAGAAUAACAACGACAUCAUCCAGGAUAACGGGACGAUCAUCCCUUUCAGGAAGCACACGGUGCGCGGGGAGCGCUCUUACAGUUGGGGAAUGGCGGUCAAUGUGUAUUCUACCUCGAUAACCCAAGAGACUAUGAGCAGACAUGACAUCAUUGCAUGGGUGAAUGACAUAGUGUCUUUAAACUACACAAAAGUGGAACAGCUUUGUUCAGGAGCGGCCUAUUGCCAGUUCAUGGAUAUGCUCUUCCCAGGCUGCAUUAGUUUGAAGAAAGUAAAAUUUCAAGCAAAGUUGGAGCAUGAAUAUAUUCACAACUUUAAACUUCUACAAGCAUCAUUUAAAAGAAUGAAUGUUGAUAAGGUCAUUCCGGUGGAGAAGCUAGUGAAAGGGCGCUUUCAGGACAACUUGGAUUUCAUCCAGUGGUUUAAGAAGUUCUAUGAUGCAAACUAUGAUGGCAAGGAGUAUGACCCUGUGGAGGCUCGGCAAGGCCAGGAUGCAAUUCCCCCACCCGACCCUGGUGAACAGAUCUUCAACUUACCCAAGAAAUCUCACCAUGCAAACUCACCUACAGCAGGUGCUGCUAAAUCUAGUCCGGCUUCUAAACCAGGAUCUACCCCUUCUCGUCCCUCAUCAGCGAAAAGGACCCCCUCUAGCAGCGGCUCAGCAUCUAAAUCUGAGAAAGACUUAGAAACCCAGGUCAUACAGCUCAACGAACAGGUACACUCAUUAAAACUUGCACUUGAAGGCGUGGAGAAGGAAAGAGAUUUCUACUUUGGAAAGUUGAGAGAGAUCGAGCUGCUCUGCCAAGAACAUGGGCAGGAAAAUGACGAUCUUGUGCAAAGACUAAUGGAGGUCCUAUAUGCUUCAGAAGAACAUGAGAGUCACACAGAGGAGCAAGAAGCAGAAGAGCGAGUUCAUGAGCAGCCUCAGCAGCAGGAAGAAUACUGACCCAUCUUCGCAUCUCUUGACACUUUUCAUUUUGUUGUGGGAACUUUUCUUCUGGAGAAUUGGAACAUGUGUGGCCUCAAACACGAAAGAAACCCUCUGCUCUCCAUCCGCCAUUACCACGGACGUACUGCAGUGAGUGCCAGCCAAACCACUGCAAUCUCUGCUCGUUACUUUGCCAAGUCGCAUUAGCAAAAGUCUGCUCUCUGGCUGUCCACCUGAGAGAUUGUAGGGUCACAUUCUUUCAAGUUCACCACUUGGCUGCUUGAGAUGGGUUCUGUCCUUUUCUUUCAAAAAGAAUCCCCCCUCCCCCCAGCUUUUGUCUUAGUAUGAUACCGUUGUAAUUUGAUCUAUGGUAUUUAUAUUGGCAUCUUACAACAAAAUGUUACUAGAUGUCACACACAUUUGUGGUGCUUUGAUGUUUGCAAGUCUGUCUGCCUUUGAGCAUAAAUUUGGUCAAAUGAUGAAUUGGAACAAAGGGAAAAGAAGUACUUGAGAGUGAAGCCAUAAUGAUAACGGCAUAUUUUCCUGGGUGAGGGACGGGAAGGCUUGUGCCACUACAAAUCACAUUAUCUCUCUAUUCACAAAACUAAAGACAAAAUAAUGGUUUCAAAGGACUAAAAGUCCCUUCAGUGUUUUACACAUCAGCAUGUUAGACAACCACACAGUAUGUUGUUAUUUUUGGAAGAUCUGAAUCCACUUGAGAGGGAAAAAAAAAAGAAACAUCUCAAUUUUCCUUGUUUUUCUCCCCUCUUCCCCUUCCCACCUCCUUACCCUGCCACCAGAGGUUUUCAUGAUCUUUUCUUUCUCAGGGUCCUAUUUGGUGGAUAAAUAGAUAGAUAGAUAGAUAGAUAUACAUACAUACAUAAAUACAUACAUACUCCCCAAGAUGCUGCUGCUCAGUAUCUUCAGACCAAAAGGGUUCUGGGUAUGUAGGUCAGUCAGAGAGUGACCCUACUGCCUUCUGCCCCCUCCCUCCCUUUCCUUAUUGGUACCCAAGGUGAAAGAUAGUAUGGAUUUCCAUGUCCCUCUUCCAACAUUCAACCUAGAGGAAGAGAGAGGACUGGCUAAGGUCCGUUGGCUGCCAGCUGGCUCCAGAACCAAUGGUAAUUCUUGAAGGGGAGUAAGUUCUUCUAAAAGAGUUACAAUAAGAAAUGGGUCGCAGCUAGCUGUCUGUCAAGGUUCUGUGCCUGCCAUGACAAGAAAUUUCACCUGAAAUUGAAGUGACACUCUGAUUAGUGGAAGCACAACCUCUAAAGCCCCUUCCAGCUCUAAAUCUAUGAUCCUCCAACCUCCAAGGGAGACAUUUCUGCAGUCUGGUAUAGACUGUGCUGCCUAAGAUGCUGCAGUCGUAUGGCAGAAAGAUCCGUGACUCCCAAUACCAUUUGGAAUACGGGAUUUUUCCUCUUCCUAGGCCCCUUCUUGUUGUUGACCUUUGCUAAACAGUGACAAUUUAUAAACAAAGAUAGUAAAUAUUAAUGUAUUAAAAGCAUUCCUUAUUUUUUAACUAAAAUUUGCACAUUUUAUUAGUCUCUUUCCGACUCCUCAUCGCCUUUUUUUUUUUUCCAUUUGCAGUUGGUGUUCCUUCUUGGUUCAUUUUGCUUGGUUUCCAAUUUUUGAUUUAUUUUCACUGGUUAUUUGAUUUAGCAGGUGCAACAAAAGCAAGAAACAAGUGCCCCUUCUCCCCACCCCCAUACUCCCCACUUAACUAAACAGCUAAAAUAAACUUCUGAAUGAUCUAUUUUAAAGUUUUGAAUUUAUUUACUGAUUGAUUCAACUCCAAUUCUAAAUUCUCACUAGAGCGGAAGGUUUUUACUAAUAAAAAUCUUCUGCUCCAAAUAAGUCUUUUGCAGCAAAGUGGUGUUUAUUGAGUUAAAUGUCCAGAAAGAUGCUUGUAUUUUGAGGUUUUGCUCUAUAUCCAGUAUAUACAAUUCACUGUGGAAAAAAAAUAGAAAUUCUAUGGGUUUUGUCUCCCUUUCUUCUCUCUAUUGCUUUCUCUAUACAGCAGACAGCUUAGUAGCUCACCCCUUUGAGGCUAGAUAGGUUUUCUAGCCUGGCUCUCAACAUUGACAUCUCUCCCACCUGGUAACAAGUCGUGGUAAUGCUAUAAGUCUCCCACCUAACUUUAUUUGCUGCAUUUCUAAAGCUUUGUUCAGUCACUGCCUUGCUGUGCAAGUGCACAAGGAAAUAUGUGAAAGGAAAUUUUCUUCCAAGAGACACAAUAAACAAUGUUAUGGUACUGGAUAGACAGGCAAAUGGACAGCCUUCUUUUUUUGUCCUCACAAACCACAACUCUUAGUGGAAGCUAUGAGCAUGAGUUCCUGAUGUCAGCAGCAACACCGAUGCCAGGGCAAUUGUUCCUCCAGGUCCCAUCCCCUUUCUAGGGAACAGCUAGGUUUCGAAGUCUCUCUUCCAGAACCCGUUAUAUGAUUCGCUGAAUAAUUUCCAUAAGCUUCAUUGAUGACAAUCCCCGAGAACACCCCAUUCCUGCCAUCUUCUCAGCUGAAAAAUGUGGGUCAGAUACACCUUCCUGUCCUGUAAAGCAGAUUUACUUGCUCCAUCGACCAUAUUUGAUUAAUCUUUCCUAGAUUCCCACAACUUUGAUUAUUAGAUCAAAUUAUUCUCCAUUCUUUUAGAAAAGAACUAGAAAAUUUUCCUCUUUCAUGUUUCUUAACCACACUAAAUUAGGCUUCAUCCGGGUGAAGCAGGCCCUUCAUAGGUUGUUGACAUUUUCACAUCAUUUCUCUCUCAGUUCAUCCCUUUCCGCAGGAGCUAUCUGAACUAUCUAUGGAGGAAAGAGAGUCGGGUCCCUUUGCAGAUCCUUUCUCAUUAAGUGGUGAAAGCUGUGUUUCUCACCUCAAGCAUCCUACGAUAUGUCUUCCUCCUUAGACCGCUGAUGGCAAUGACUGACCCCACUGCGCUAAGCAGCACCCCCUUGAUGAAGACCUUUCCUUCUCCCAUUCACAUAAAUUCAUUCCCUGUCCACCCCGCACAUCCACCUAUCAAGCCGAUUAUAGCACUUUCACCGCUUAGGUCAGGCAGGAAGUAUUGACGUAGAGGGCAAGGGGAAAACCCAGUCUCUUUCUAAGCAGAAACAAACAAAAACACCCCAGGUGACCCGAGAGAAGUAAACUCCAGCAGGGAAAUGAGGCCUCCUCUUCCCUCCCUGGUGAGUAUUCCUGUUAUUCCGUUAUGGUUUAAUAUGCAUUCGUAAUUACUUUUAAUAAAUAGUAUACCAUAAAGCUUUUGUUAUAGAUUAAAUGUAAACUGAAAGGAAUGUAAACAUAUGUAUUGUUAAUUAUAAAUAGAUAAGUAAUGGCAUAAUAGAUGAAAAAGGCUUAUUCAGAUGUAUCACACUCAUUUUCCUUUACCCACCAACUGUCGCAUGGUAGAGUAGAUUUUUUUGUCUCUGAAUAUGUGAAUAACUUGACUUGCGUUUAUCUUUUUACAUAUUUAAUAAAAAAAAGUUUAUGUUAAAAUCUUCA
Molecule: messenger RNA, 4717 nt
Organism: Trichosurus vulpecula (common brushtail)
Lineage: Eukaryota; Metazoa; Chordata; Mammalia; Diprotodontia; Phalangeridae
Gene: MAPRE2
Product: microtubule associated protein RP/EB family member 2
Exons: 7
Coding region: 255-1235 (326 amino acids)
Biological process (GO): regulation of microtubule polymerization or depolymerization; spindle assembly; protein localization to microtubule plus-end
Cellular component (GO): spindle midzone; microtubule plus-end; cytoplasmic microtubule
Molecular function (GO): microtubule plus-end binding
Source: RefSeq, a predicted model, not a curated record